Messenger RNA from Akanthomyces muscarius, 888 nucleotides. RefSeq lists its product as uncharacterized. Gene Ontology annotation, molecular function: catalytic activity. The coding region runs from base 1 to 888 and encodes 295 amino acids. The record is from RefSeq and is a predicted model, not a curated record. The transcript has a single exon. NCBI's taxonomy places the organism in Eukaryota, Fungi, Ascomycota, Sordariomycetes, Hypocreales, Cordycipitaceae.
AUGUCCGACUCCGAAUUCCAGUCAAUUCUCUACGAAACAUCCGCCGAUGGCAAAGUUGCGUACAUCACGCUGAACCGGCCGGAGCGCCUCAAUGCCAUUGACCCCCAUAUGCCACUCGAGAUCCGCGCCGCCGUGCGCCAGGCCAACUUCGACCCCAAGGUGCACUGCAUCGUGCUCCGCGGCAGCGGCGCCGGCUUCUGCGGCGGCUACGACCUAGUCAUCUCGGCGCAGGCCGCCCAGCGCGGCGAGACCGAGGGCAGCCAGGACCUCUCGGACGGCUACGACCCGUUCCGCGACUACGCCAUGAUGCGCGAGUGCACCGACUGCUACGCGGCGCUCUUCCACAGCCACAAGCCGACGGUCGCGCAGGUGCACGGCGCGGCGGCGGCCGGCGGCUCCGACAUUGCGCUGAGCUGCGACCUGGUGGUCAUGGCCGACGACGCGCGCAUCGGCUACCCGCCCGCGCGCGUCUGGGGCUGCCCGACGACGGCCAUGUGGGCGCACCGCGUGGGCAUGGAAAAGGCGAAGCGGAUGCUGCUCACCGGCGACUUGGUGGACGGCAAGGAGGCGGCGGCCAUGGGCCUGGUGCUCAAGUCGGUGCCCCGGGGGGAGCUCGAGGACGCGGUGCGGCUGCUGACGGACCGCAUCAAGGAGGUGCCGGUCAACCAGCUGUGGAUGCAGAAGCAGAUGAUUAACAGCACGUUUGAGGCGCAGGUGGCGGCGAGCCAGCGACUGGCGACGGUGUUUGACGGCAUAACGAGGAACUCGCCAGAGGGGGUGGCGUUUCAGGGCCUGGCGGCGGAGAAGGGUUUCAAGGCGGCUGUGGCGGCGAGGGAUGAGCCCGGAAGGACGCCGGCGUACAGAAAGGUGUGGAAGAGUUCUUUGUAA